AUGGCGGCUUCCGCCUCUUUCGGCGACGCGAAUGCUGGAUUUCAGGCUGGGUAUAUCAACGGCUCAGUCAACAACCCCACGUUUCAUCACCAUGCUGCUCCAGAGCCAUCCGAGACUCCAUCGAUUCCUACCAUCAUCAUUCCGUUCCCUCGAGACCGAGACUUUGUCCGACGAGAUACUAUCUGCGACCAAGUAAUCCGUGCAAGCGCCGAUCCGGGCUCGUGGGUGGCGCUCAUUGCAAUAGAACAUGCAUAUCAACUCCGAGACAAGUCACCUGCGACAUGGGUAUUCUGGGUGCAUGCUAGCAACAAAGCACGCUACGAACAGAGCUUCCGAGAACUGGCAGAACAAGUCAAGUUGCCGGGACGGCAGAACGCCCAAGAAAACAUUUUCCAGCUUGUCAGUAGCUGGCUGCGCAGCGAUAAGAGUGGCAAGUGGUUGAUCAUUCUCGAUAACCUUGAUGACGUAAGCUUCCUGCUGGAAGUCCAGACUGGGCGACAGGAUGCCCAAGGCAGUACGAGCUCUGGCCCCGAAGACAACAGGCCACUCUUGUCGUAUCUUCCUCGCUGCCAGAGAGGGUCGGUUCUUGUUACGACCCGCAGACAAGACAUUGCGCUGAGGCUCGUCGAGCCGCAUUCUAUUGUUGCUGUCGGAUCGAUGAAUCAGGAUGAUGCAGUGACGCUGAUAGAGAAGAAGCUGGGAGCGCUAGAAGAUGACGAGGAUGUCGAGACCGCCGGCGCGCUUGCUCAGGCACUCGAAUAUAUACCCCUCGCCAUUGUGCAGGCGACAUCCUACAUUGCUCAUCAAGGGUUGCGCUACUCGAUGCAAAAAUACCUCAAAAAGCUGAAACGGAGCGACGGCCAGAAGACAAGCCUUCUUGAUGUCGAAGGCGGGCAUCUGCGGCGGGACUGGGAGGCAAAGAAUUCAAUUAUUCUCACGUGGCAGAUUUCUUUUGACUAUAUCCGCAAAUCUAGGCCGUCAGCGGCUGAUCUGCUCUCGUUCAUGAGCUGGUGCGAUCGGCAGGGCAUUCCUGAGGAUCUGUUGCAAGAGAUGAUUCGCACCAGAAAUGCUUCACAGGACGAUGACAAACACCCAGGCGGCGAUCUGUACAACCAUGACGACUCUGAGAGACAUGGGAACGAUGAACCCGCGAAUAACGACACUGACGAUGACUCUCAAUCGGACUCCAGCGUGAGCGACGGUUUGGAGGAAGAUAUUCUGAUGCUGCGGGACUAUUCGUUCAUUCAGCUUGUUGGAGAUGGAACGUCGUUUGAAAUGCACGCUCUAGUGCAGCUCUCGAUGCGCAAGUGGCUCGAAGCCAAGGGCCAACAAGAGAGAUGGAAGCAGACAUUCAUCAAAUGCCUUUCCUCGCAGAUUCCGACGGGGGAUUACGAGAACUGGAAAAAAUGUCAGAUCUAUCUACCGCAUGCUAAGGCAGCAGCAGGGCAACGGCCGAAGGACAAAGAAUCACUUCUAGAUUGGGCUACAAUAAUGUACAGAGCAGGCUGGUACCUGAUGGAGAUGGGCUUGGGCCAGGAGGCGCAGAGGAUGGCAGAGGAUUCGAUGAAAGUACGAACCCAUUUACUUGAAUGGGAAGAUGAAAAAAGAUCAUGGGCGAUGAGUUUGGUUAGUGAUGUAUAUAGCUUUCUUGGUCGAUGGGAAGAGGCGGAGAAGUUGAAGGUGGAAGUAUUGGAAAUUCGUAAAACGACACUAGGACCGGAUCAUCCAGACACACUUACCAGCAUGGCCAACCUAGCGGCGACAUUUUGGGAACAAGGCCGAUACAAAGAGGCGGAGAAGUUGGAGGUGGAAGUGAUAGAAUUUUGCAAAGUGACACUAGGACCGGAUCAUCCAGACACACUAAGAAGCAUGAAUAAUCUUGCCUAUACUUGGCACAGCCUCGGCCACCAAAUGAAGGCAAUAGUACUUAUGCGCCAAUGUUUGGAAUCAAGGACACUCAAGUUGGGAAGAAGUCAUCCUCUUACUCAUAACUCGGCGCAAUUACUGGCAGAUUGGGCAACUGAUCUUGGGUAA
Molecule: messenger RNA, 2034 nt
Organism: Pestalotiopsis fici W106-1
Lineage: Eukaryota; Fungi; Ascomycota; Sordariomycetes; Amphisphaeriales; Sporocadaceae
Exons: 4
Coding region: 1-2034 (677 amino acids)
Molecular function (GO): ADP binding; protein binding
Source: RefSeq, a predicted model, not a curated record